CUAACAGUGCUUAUUAUUAUUUAAUACUACAACACAUAAAACACAUCCUUUUCCUGUAUUUGCAGUUCACGUGAAAAUAAUGGCCGGAAAAGACGCCACAAAAGCUAAGGCGGCGCCCAAAGCAGCGGCCGCCGCACCCGCCAAGAAACCAACGACAACAGCAGCCGCUAAGUCGACAAAAAAGACACCGAAACGCGUGUUGCCGAAGAACGUGCGCAAACUGGUCACUCAUCGAUCGACUCGACCGCUGUGGGCCAAAAUCAGACGUACGGCCAAACGUAAGGGAGUUCCGGCCGAAACAUUGUUGAAAAAGAAGCCCAAGUUUGUCGUGAAGAAGAUCGGCGGCGAGAAAAAUGGUGGCAAACGCAAGGUUCUCGUCAAGAAGGGAAAGAAGUACUAUCCGACUGAGGAAACACCGAAGAAGUCGAGAACUGGACAUAAGAUAUUUGCCAAACAUAAGCGAACAUUGAAAGCCGGUCUUGUUCCCGGCUCUGUCCUGAUUGUGUUGGCCGGUCGUCAUCGCGGCAAACGUGUUGUAUUUCUCAAACAACUGGCAUCGGGCUUACUAUUGGUUACCGGACCGUAUAAGAUCAACGCUUGUCCAUUACGACGAAUGCACCAACAGUUUGUCAUUGUGACCAGUACUCGACUGGACGUGUCAGCCGUUAAGGUUCCCGAUCACAUUGACGACAAAUACUUUAAGGUUAAGAAGGACAGAUCGCCGAAGGGUAAGCGCGGAGAUGGCGGCGAUAUAUUCGAUACGAAAGCCGAAGGCUGGAAACCGGAUGAGAAACGAAAGGCCGAUCAGAUUGCUGUCGACAAACAGAUCAUAGAUGUCGUCCGCAAGAAUAAGGACAAGAAACUGUUGUUGGCAUACCUGGGAUCCUAUUUUCAGUUAAGGAAUCGGGUGUUCCCACACAAACUCAAGUUCUAAAGAGAGAGAGCUCCGGGAGAUUUCGAUAUAACUGUUCAUUAAAAUUUAUAAAAUAAAAAAUCAGAUUUUUUUGG
Molecule: messenger RNA, 1008 nt
Organism: Oppia nitens
Lineage: Eukaryota; Metazoa; Arthropoda; Arachnida; Sarcoptiformes; Oppiidae
Gene: RpL6
Product: 60S ribosomal protein L6-like
Exons: 3
Coding region: 80-934 (284 amino acids)
Biological process (GO): ribosomal large subunit assembly; cytoplasmic translation
Cellular component (GO): ribosome; cytosolic large ribosomal subunit
Molecular function (GO): structural constituent of ribosome; RNA binding
Source: RefSeq, a predicted model, not a curated record